AUGAAGACAAUAAUCCUUGCCUUAGCACUCAUUGUGUUAGCCUCAUCAACAUAAGCUGAUGUCAUUGCUACAAUCAAGAAGAUUGAUCAAUCACCAUUCGGAAGAACAUUGUUCGAUACCAUCUGGCUCGAACUCUAAACAGGAGAUCCAUUAGACAGAUUACUCUAAACCUUGACCGAUUUGGAAGACAGAUAUGUUGCUGAAUAAAAGGAAGACGAUGCCAGAAACCACGAAUACUAAGAUGCAUGCACAGUCGACAUCAAAGCUUUCGAUAAGGAUUUGGCUGAAUCCAACAGAAAGAAGAUUGAAUUAGAAGCUAGAUUAGAAGGAUAAUUAUAUCCAUAAAGAGGAAUCUUAUAAGGAUUAGUUGCCUAAAAAUAAGCUGAAGUCAAGGGAUACUAAAAGGAUUUGGAUGAGCUUGAUGCUUAAAGAGCUGAAGAAAAAGCCGAUUUCGAAGAGAAAGUCUUGGAACACUAAGAAGCCACAGCCAUCAUCGCUGAAGCCAGAAGACUCUUCGCUGAUAACAUCGAACACGAAUCCUUCAUCCAAAAAGGAAAAGCCACAAAAUAACCAGCUCACAAAUUCACCAAGGAAGUUGCUAGCAUGAUCUAAAAGCAUUUCACCACAUCUGCUAAGAAGGCUGCCAAAUUCUAACACAGAAAGGGAUACAGCAAAUUAUUCAAAGCUUUCGCCACCAUCGCCUCAAAGGUUGAAUAAUUAGCUGAUGCCGGAGCCGUCUCAAAGAUCAUCGAUUUAGCUGAUGAAUUGUUGGCCAAGAUCGCUGACUCAUUGUCCUUAUUGAGAUUCGCUGAAGACAAGAGAGUUGAAGCCUACAAGAAAUCCAGAAACUUCAUCGUCAUCUCCCUCACUGUUGCCGGAACUGCACUUGCUAACGCUCAAUCAGAUUUGGCUGCUUUGAAUGAUGUCAUUGCUUAAGUUGAAGCUUCCCUCGACACCACCAACUAAAGAAUUGAAAACGUCAGUGCUGACAGAAACGAUAGAUUCACCUAAUGUGAAGAAGCCGUCUAAGAUUACUAAGACGCCAGAUCUGCAAGAUCCUCUGACAGAGAUGUAGUUUCAUAAACCAUCGGAUUAGUCAACAAGGAAUUAAGAACCUUAAGAGAAUAAUUAGCUUUAAGAUAAUCAGCUGGAGAAGAAAUCUGAUAAUGAUUCAUAUCAAUCAAAUAUUCUAAACCAACACCUAAAUUAU
This is a messenger RNA of Paramecium tetraurelia, 1210 nucleotides long. RefSeq lists its product as uncharacterized. The record is from RefSeq and is a predicted model, not a curated record. Lineage: Eukaryota; Ciliophora; Oligohymenophorea; Peniculida; Parameciidae. The transcript has 2 exons.